UGCCAAGUGCCAACAACCAUUCGCGCGGCGGCUUCGCCCCCGAUAACGUGCUGUCGCGUCCCGUAAUAAACCGACAUCCGAAAAAGUUUCCCCCAACUUAAAACUUGUGGUCCAUCACUGAAAUACUAACUCAAAUGUUUGAACAACUUUAGUGCGGUGUUUCCGAGUGAGAAAAAUCGUCAGAGUGCAAUAGUGAAGUGUUUGUAAUUUUUUUGCAAUCUCAAUUUACCGUUUCAAUUGAACGUUACUGUUUUGUUGAACAAAAAGCGCGUAAUAGCGUGUCGUGAACGCAAGAGAGGGCCGUAUAUGGUUAAGUUGAUUCUUCGGGCUGGCGUCCACCGGUGAAAGUAGACCUUUGUUGAGUUCAUAAGGACACGGGCCGAUUGCAACUAGCUCGAAACGACUCGUUUCACGUAUAGUUGCGAGAGGAAGGUCGCGUGGGGGUCGCCGGUAACCAUGGCUGCCGGCGUGGAAACAAUCCCCUGAGCCAGCGGGCAGUGCGGAUGUCGGGCGGAGGCGGCGGCGCGGGGCUGAUGUCGUGCGUGCGCGAAGGCUCCCUCGAGCCGCCCUACCGACCGCCGCACGCCGAGACCAAUACCCAUGGCGAAGGCCGUACAGGUCGGUUCCUGCGCGGGCUGCGGCGCAUGUUCAAGCGGCGCCCGCGCGCGGACACCUCGCCCGACCCCAAGAGCAGCUCCACGAGCGAGCUGCUCGACGCCGAGCGGCAUACGAGGAGGAAAGAGGGAGCAUACGGCAGUGGUCUGUCCGUGUCACACGACUCCGUGUUCACGGGCGAGCGAUCGGGCGACGAGUCGAGCGACGAGCGACCCACGCCGGCGCACGGGCUUGCUCGCGUCGCUUCGUCGCAUCGGGCGGAGCUAGUAGCGGCGGUGCGGCGGCGCGGUCGAGGUGACAGCGAUGAUGACGAGGACUUGGGGCUGCCGCGCAGUCCGCCGGCUUCCCCGCCCACCGACAAGGCUGAUAAGCGUCACCAUGCCGGCAUAUCGCAGUCGUCCUGCAGCGACGGCUCGCUGCUCAGCGUGGGCUCGUCGGAGAUGGACGACGACAGCAGCAGCAGCCACCAGCACGACCAGUCGCGGAGUGACCACUCCGAUAUCUAUAACUCAUCGGAGCCGCCGCCGGGCGUGGCGCCGCUGUCGCACUCGGCAGCGCGCCACAAGAUGGCGGUGCGACCACGCCGCACGCACGGCGCGCCGAGACGGAAGAAAGCCAACCCUAUUGCCGCGUCAGCCUUGCCGAUAACCCCCGAGCUGAACGAAGAAAUGAUACGAAGCACUACUCCUGAAGUCGCCUUUAAAACCUCAGAAGUUGUUACUGAAUCAUUCUCUUCAUCGACCACUACGAAGCAUCAUAUGAUCGUUAAAGAGCAACACCAUCAGCAACUGAACCGAGAGUUACAGAAAGUUCUCGACACUCCAAGCGAUACUAAACUCAAAUCUUCCUCCCUACCCCCUGGACUAGCGUUGAGCCAAGUUGUCGGGCAGUCUCCGACCAAACUGAGCAUUGCAGAGUCCAACACACCCAGGUCUUCCAUCAAACGAAGCAAAUCAAGUACUCAAGACCAACCGCUCAGAGAAAGUUCACCAAAAAUACAAACAAGCGAGGCUCACACGUACCAAUCGGAGGAGAGGAUUUCAAAGUGUCGCUCUGACAAGAAGUAUGCCGAAGAAACUUGCCUUGAAAAGAAAUCUAAGUCAGAAAAGAAACUCGAGAACGAAGUCAUAAGAUCUUCAAAGAAAGAGGAGUCGUUUUUCAGUAGACUACUGCUGAGAAAGAGUGGAAAGAAGUCCAAGAAGGAUCAGACGGAUGGAGAGGGCCAACAAGAUGUCAAGAAAACGAAAAUGGAGAAGUCCACAGCACAAUACAAGGCUGUAGACACAGAGAGGAGUUCAGGGUUUUACUACGGAGAUCAAAGCCAGGGCUACAAGCCAGUCCCCGCUGAGCGCUCGUACAAAUCUGCCGGCCAGAAAGUCUUCGCCAAUCAAAUGCACAAGAGAAUAGAUAAUAAAGGUGCUUACGUUCACGACGGAGCAUACAAAGACGUGUACAGUGCUGCCAAAGUUGCCGGUGUCGAAUAUAGCAUAACUGAUCUCAAAGUUGCCGAAGAAACAGACAAAAUGUUGAAUUUGGAAAUGAAAAAUAGAUUUAGCAGACGCGAAGAUUACAGCGAAAGAGUAGAGAGAACCAAGCGUUCCUCCUCAAAGGAAGUCAUUGAUGAAAAUAAGAGAGAAUCUUUUAGUUUGCAUCAUGACAAAUCUAAAAGACCCAUCUCAGUUCAGAGGCUGAUUGACCCAUUUGCGACAAAAGCAUUUUUAGCUGAUGAAUUAGCAAGCAGAACUCAGGAGGAAAGUUUAUCCGCCACUUUCGAAGUUUCUGACGAAGAACCUCCUGUAAGAGGAAUGAGAAUCAAAAAUGUCAAUAAUGAUUACGUCUUUCACAGUGGAAGUAUGCCUAAAAAUAUUCCUUACUUCAAUCCUAGUGUAAUGAUGUCUUCUUCUCCCACCAAGAAUAUUACUCAUAGUUCCGAAAACAUGAAGUAUAUGAGCAGAUCCUCAGAAGCGACCGAUUUUCGGGAAAAAGAAAUUGUGGCUAAACGCGACACUGUCCAUCAUCUUGGUAAAACUGAAGAAUCUUACGUUACCUCUGGACUGAGAUCUUUGGGAGAGGAAUACGUUGAAUCAAGAAGCAGUCUAGGCAAAUCCCACAGUUUUAGAUAUGCGUCUGAAUCGCCUUCAAUUAGCUCCCAAGAAAAUCAGAUGCCCAGUCUUCCGGCAAUAGUUGGCAUUUCAGAACCUUUGCUUGAAAGCUGGGAAGUGAAUUAUAGAAGGAACGUAAGCGAAAGACACGAUUAUGCUAAGAGAAUUUCUGCUAGAAACUAUAGUUUGCUUCAAAGCAACUCUGAAGUAAAUUACGAUAGCUUGCCGAGCACUGAUAGCAGUUACCUUGACAGCCUGAAGCCCGACCUGAGUGAAGAAAGAAAACUGUUCACAAACAGCAUUCAAAUCACAAUGGACACACACAAACGCGAUAGUGACAUUUCUCAGAUAGAGGCUAAAAUCGAUGAUAUUAUUAGUUCGCCUAAACCUAUUAUGUCUCCAAUACUCAAAUCUAGUUCUUUAGAUAGUGUAAAAAGUAGCCCAGAAAAACCCAUCGAUGACAGACGUAAAACUAUCUCUGUUGAAAGCGCACUAGGCCAGUCUAAAACUAACCACCACAAAGGCCAUAAAGUGGAUUCCGAAAGUUUCAUAUCUGUCACACAUAUAAACAAGGAUCAAACACCGGUUGCAACAAUUAAAACUGUAGAACCCUUAAAAAUAAGUAAAAGUGAUGAAAAAGUUCAGAAAUCUGGGACUACUAAGCCAGGUGUCCCUGAAUUUUUAAACAUACAGUUGAAUAAAGUGGAUUCAAAGCCAGUUACUAAUGUAGUUUUAACUGCUAAUGUAACACCAAAGAAAACUGACAGUCCUCAAGCAGAAAAAGAAGAAAAUAUUGAAUGUUUUCUUGUCACAGAAACAAAGUCCACACAAGACAUCCAAACCAGAAAGGAUUCUUUUAAAAAAACUGAGGCUGUCGAUAGCACUCAAUCUGAAGAAAAAGUUACGGUUGUCACUCCAAAAACAGCAGUGACUAAUACGGGCAAUAUUACUCCUAGUCAAAGCCCUUUGACUCCCAAACAUUUUUUCAAAAAGAAAUCAUUCAGCGUCGACGCUCAAGAUCGGCCUGAAAAAUCUAGAACUAGCUCAGUCAGUACGGAAGGUAGCACUGAAAAAAUAGAUGAUAACAUAUCUAUUGAUCAAAAAUCGCGUUCCAGUUUUGGUAGCAAAAGCUCAAUUCAAAGUACCGAUAGUAACGAAAACAAAACCCCAGACAGACAUGAGGAGACUGUUAUUUUUAGGAAAAAACGCGUGAUUGGUAAAGAAUCUCGAGGCGAUAGAAAAAAUGAUGAUGAACCAGAGCUAAUGAAAGUUUUCGCUCGACGGUCUCUGAAGCUCAAAGAUUCUGAGGCUGAUCAUAUAGCACACGAAAUCGCUGAAGCUAAUGCAAUAGCGGCAAGGUCGAAGCUAUUGAAAAAUGAAUUCAAUGCGUCUAUUAAAUCUAGAGACAGUGACAAAGAAAAUGAAGAGAAUAAGGAACAAAGUGCGGAGAACAAAUUAGUUGAUAUCGCAGCGAGAGUCAGUCAGUUCGGAAGUCAUUACCAAAGGAGCGUAAGCAUUAACGGUGUCAGUACUAAAAGGGACAGUGCACCAGUAUUCAGAAAUGAAGUCAAUAAAUAUAAGAAAGAAGUAUCAGAUUCCACACCUGAAAAGAGAUUAAGAAAUAGAACCUUCCCCGAUUCAGCAAACGAUAGAGAAGAUAUCAAGAGCAUAACAGCUAAAAGUGAAGCGAUGGCUUACAAAGCAGAUACGUUAUCAAAGCGGCCUUGGCAAAGAAAGGAUGACUUUAGACAGUCGUUAGAAAAGGAAAAGCGUGAAAGUUCUGUGAUAGAAAAGGACGGAGAUAACGAAAAGAUUGAAAGUGCGAAAGAGAAGGCCGUAGAGGAAGCGGAUGCGUCCCCUCAGUUCAAAGGCAUUUUGCAAAUGAGGGCCGAGUGGGAGCGGCGCGCGAAACAGGGGAUGACCAAAUAAACAAGGUGCUAAGCGUAACAUUGCAAGUUGCAACGCAGUUCCAAUUAAGUUGCAUUUUGUAUAAAUAAAAUAUAAAACACAUUUUAGGUAAUAAGACAAAUUAACUUCUGUUUUAGCUGAUUGUCGUUGUAAAAUUGAUAGAAGCAAAGCUGGUGAACUACCUUUUCAAAGGGCCUAUAAUUAGAAGAACACUUUUAUAUAAAAACUUCAAGAUCAUGCACACAAAAUUUAAAAUGUGGUUCAGUAUAAAAAAUAAUUUGAACAAAUAGUUCACUAGUUCUAACCGCUGAAACUAAUAAUGAAACUAUCUGUAACUAAACAACGGUGUUAUUUGUCAAAAAUGAUAUAGUUUUUGACAACAGCGUUUCUAAAUAACUCAUCGACAGAUUAGAGAGAGAUUGAUUAUUAAUUUCGGCGUUAAGACCACAAAUGGAAUUGUAUUUAAAAAGAAUUGCUUGAUGCAAUAUUGUUUAUUGUUGGAAAAUAGUAUUGUGAUGAAAUUAAAAUCUAAUAUAGAAGAUUUAACUCAAUAAUAUGAAGUAUAGAAAUAGAUAGGUAUAGCCAAAAAAGAUGUUUUUGUAAAGGUUGCAUUUAUCACAGGUUUUUCUGACGAUAUCACUGUCUUUUUAGACUUAACCUUAGACGAGUAAAUUUCAUUUAUUUCAAAAAUAAUAUUAAAUGUAAAUUAACUGGACGGAGAAAUUUGAAUGUAAAAUAAUUAUGCAUUUUAUAGGGUUUAGAUCCACUCGCAAGAUGCAUUUCAUUAAUAAAUAAAACCUAACGAGACAAACAUACAUAAUUAAGAUAAAAUAUUAUUAAAUAUUUUUCUUUCAACACAUUUACUGUGUCCAGUUUAUUUAAAUGGAGAAUAAUAAAUUUGCAUUUUCAUUUUAAAUGAAGUGCUAGAUAAAAUUAAAUGAAGUUAUAAAUUAGUAGCGAAAGAGAAAAAUAAAUGAAAGUAUAUUUUCAUAAUCCCACAAUAAGGAUAUUGCUGUAUACAACUGCGUAAUAAAAGUAAUAAGUACAUAUAGGUUCAUUUAUUAAUAUUUAAGUAGAUUUCAAAAAUAUUCUCAGAAUAACGUUAUAUAUAUAAUUAUAUAAAUAUAAAAUUUAAGAAUAGCUAACGUUCGUUGUUAAGACAAGUGUAUUUUUGAGUGUUAUUGCAAUGAUAUAGCGAUAGUUAUAUUUUAUUAAAGACUACAUUAUGUAUUAAACAUUUCUGAACUGUGAAAUACAAAUUUUAUUGCUAUAGUU
This is a messenger RNA of Maniola jurtina (meadow brown), 5900 nucleotides long. RefSeq lists its product as uncharacterized. The transcript has 10 exons. Bases 504 to 4646 code for a protein of 1380 amino acids. NCBI's taxonomy places the organism in Eukaryota, Metazoa, Arthropoda, Insecta, Lepidoptera, Nymphalidae. The record is from RefSeq and is a predicted model, not a curated record.